AUGAAAGAUUGGAAGUCACAAACAGAAGAUUUUAACCAAACAACUCAUGAAUCAUCUGGAAAAGAAACAAGUUCAGGUGAACAUACACAAUAUCCACAAAAGUUAAGUAUAUUGGAUGAGCAUAAGAAAACUGCUCAAACAUUAAAAGAAAUGCUUGAAGAAAUACUUAAACUAUUAAGAAAUUGGAUUGUAAAGAAUGACAAAGAUAGUGAAACUGAAAAAACGAAGAACAACGAAACAAGUGCAGCUGUACAAACAACAGAACCACCAAAACAGACAGACAAUAACGAAACGUUACAAGCUGAAGAAACCACAGUUGAAUCUUCGAACAAUCAAUCUGAUGGCGUAAAAUUUUACACUUUAAACGGGUUCACAUUGACCAUCAUUAAUGAAGCUCAAGAUUUCGGUCAAGAAAUCCAGGAACGUAUCUUCGAUACAUUUAACAAAGUUUAUCCAAAGAUGCGCGAACGAUUUAAUAAAGAAGCUACAAAAAAUGUGACAUUAAUUAUUGUUCGAAAAUUCAAUGAAACAGCUCAUACAUCAAAUAAAACUAUUAAAAUACAUUCCGCAUAUUUCAAAGAAACACCACUAGAUACAGACACAAUUACACACGAACUGAUGCACGUCCUUCAGUCGUCAUAUCCCAAUUUUGAACAGACAUGGCUUAUCGAAGGAAUUGCUGACUAUGCACGUUGGAAAUAUGGAUGUGACACUCAUCAAGAGAAACUAACCAAUUUUGAAUCAAAACACAACUAUACUGAUUCUUAUAAGGUGACCGCUCGUUUUCUUGUGUGGUUAGAAACGAAAGUGAAUGAUAAAGUAGUCGAUAGAUUGAACGAAGGUUUACAAAAAAAUCAAUAUCAAAAUGGUACACUAUGGAAAGAAAUAACACAGAAGAGUGUCGAUGAUCUUUGGAAUGAGUAUACAAAGAAUCCCGAUCUACCAAAAUGA
This is a messenger RNA of Adineta steineri, 951 nucleotides long. The record is from the annotation of a GenBank genome assembly. Lineage: Eukaryota; Metazoa; Rotifera; Eurotatoria; Adinetida; Adinetidae.